Rubroshorea leprosula is the source of this 2506-nucleotide messenger RNA. Lineage: Eukaryota; Viridiplantae; Streptophyta; Magnoliopsida; Malvales; Dipterocarpaceae. The record is from the annotation of a GenBank genome assembly.
GAAAAACAAAAAACAGAGGGUGAAAGAGAAAUAUAGAGACACCGGUUCUCUCUUCUCUCCACCUUCAUCUCUCCUCGCCGCCGAUCAGAUCUUCCUUUAUUUUUCUUUUCGGAACCCUAAUUUUUGCAUUGCAAAACCCUAAUUCAGCUUCUCUUUGGCUGAAAGAAUCUCGCCCUAACGAUUUUUUUUUUAAUCGAAUAAUUUUUGUUUGUUUGUCUUCUAUCCCUGAUCAUCUCGCCGUCGUCUGCAAACCCUAAUUUUGUUUUUUUUUUUAAACUGAUAUGGCUGCGAAUAACAAUAAUGCUAACAGCAAUUCCUCGACUGGAACAGUGGUGAGUAAUCACACCAAACCUAUUGCUUCGCCUUGGACGAAAAUCGACAGGGAAGGGCCGGAGUUGAUCGCGGUGGCACCUACCUCGCCAUCGUCAUCGCCAUCCACGCCAUCAACGGCUGUGAUUGAACAGGCUGCAUCGGCGUCGCCGGUGGAGGAGGAGAGUGUGGAGAAUGGAAGCGGGACCAACGACAAUGCCGGUAAGAAGCCGGCGUGGGGUAGGCCUUCCAAUGGAGCUGCUGAGGUUGGGUCAGUCAUGGGAACUCAAUGGCCGGCGUUGUCCGAGUCCGCUAGGGUUUCUUCCAAAUCGUCUCCAGAUUCAUCCAAAGUUUUGUCCGAUGGAUCAUCCUUAUCGUCCCCUGUUGUUUCACAGGGGACUGGAAAUGCAUCUGUUUCUUCACAGAAGCAUGUUAGCAACAAUGCAAACUCUAAUUCAACUCCAAACCAUACAGCACCAGCACGUCAGAGGUCAAUGAAGCGCAAUAAUAGUGGCGUUUCCCAACCACCACCAGCAGGAUCAGCUGUUGAAGCAUCUUUGAACAGCCCUUCUUCUAGGGACCAUGCACGGGGUGGGUUUAUAUCACAAUCUCAUAGUGGUAAUGAUCACCCCCAGCAUCGCAAUUCAUUCAGAAUCCGCAAUGGAGGUCCCCAUCCACGUGGAGAUGGUUCUCAUACUCAGAAUUAUGGGGGCAGGCGCAAUCAGGACCAUGGGAAUCAAGAUUGGAAUCAUCAUCGAAAUUUUAAUGGUAGAGAUGCUCCUAUGCAGUCGUCUCAAAGAGGUGUUCCAAGGUUUCCUAGGCAUGGACCGCCACCUCCGCCUAAUCCUGCACCAUAUAUGCCACCUCCCCCAUCACGGCCUUUUGGCAACCCCAUGGCUUAUCCUGAAUUUCAAUCUGUCUAUUAUGUUCCGGCUCCAACUCAUCCAGAUCCACUAAGCGUGCCUUUUAUUACACCAAUUCCACCAGUCUUUUUCCCUCCACCGGACCUUCAGUUGCAUGAUAGGAUAGUGAAUCAGAUAGAUUAUUACUUCAGUAACGAAAAUUUGAUUAAAGAUACAUUCUUGCGGCAAAAGAUGGAUGCUCAUGGUUGGGUUGAUAUUAAAUUAAUAGCAGGCUUUAAAAAGGUUUCGGGUUUGACGGAUAAAAUUCCAAUUAUAUUGGAUGCUAUGCGAAGUUCAAAGGUUGUGGAAGUGCAGGGUGACAAGAUAAGGAAGCGGGAUGAUUGGAAGAAAUGGAUAAUGCCUCAAUCUGUUCAGAUUCCAAAUGUUCCAAGCCCUCGGUUUGGUGAGAACUCUAGCCAGGAUGUGCUGGCUGCUGGCAUCCAAAACAUUUCACUGGAUCAGAAUGUUAAUAACUGGAGUGGUUCAAGGAAUCAUGCUGAGUCAUCAUCAGGAGACUUGAAUGACCAGCUACUAUCCAGCAGUGAGGGUAUGGCUGUCAGUGCUCAAGGUGGUCCAGUGAGAAUUUCAAGUUAGAUCAAUGUGCAUUGUUCCAUCAAAUAUUCAUGGAAAAUGGAACAACAAAUGAUUUUGACAACAAAUGCAGUUAUCUUGCCUUCUCUGGCAGAUGGUCUUGCCAUUGCACAAUCUGGUGUGCAAAUUAGGAAACAACUUUGAGAAAGAAACAAGGUAAAAAAACAGUCUUAGAAAACAGAAGAAAAUCUGAAAGAGGGAAAGGGAGAGAGUUUGAACUUUCAGACUUAAUCUAGUAGCACGGAUUUAUUAUAGCUGUAUGUAUUGGUUUUCUUUUUCGGUUUCUGGGACAAUUACUAUUCCCAUCUCGUACAUUAUUUAUGGUGGCAUAGUUGGCCUUAAAAAGUUCUGGGGGAUUUUGAUGGCACAUCUCCUUGCUGCCCCUCAGCUCAGCUGUGUUUUAUUCUCCAAUCUCUGGGUUCAUUUAGAUAGUGAUACAGACAAGAUGUUCCUAUUCUUGUUGGUUGGCACCUGCCUACACUGAGGGGACGUGAGGAGAAAAUGGUUGCUGCUGGAUGCUGCUGUUGGUGCAAUCGUCUAUUGCUGCUCUGCCUGUCAUGUCUUUCCGGUCGUCUGAACUUUUUUCAUGGUCUCUGUUAUGUCAUACAUAAAUAUCAUCAAGAUUUGCCUUCAUAUGUAUACAUUCAAGCUAAACUAUGCUGCAUAAAAUUGUCCCGCAGAGGAUGAACGUUUUAAACACUGAA